Drosophila bipectinata is the source of this 1800-nucleotide messenger RNA. RefSeq names its product luc7-like protein 3. Gene Ontology annotation, molecular function: mRNA binding. Gene Ontology annotation, biological process: mRNA splice site recognition. Gene Ontology annotation, cellular component: U2-type prespliceosome; U1 snRNP. The record is from RefSeq and is a predicted model, not a curated record. NCBI's taxonomy places the organism in Eukaryota, Metazoa, Arthropoda, Insecta, Diptera, Drosophilidae.
UGUUAAAAUGCGGUCACACUAAUAUGCACAAUUUCGAUACCAUCGCGAUACGUAAAUUUUAUUGAUUCGCGAACAAAAUUAUUAGGUAAAUUAAUACCAACACGUGCUUCCCGCCUGUGUGGUGGUCUACACAUUAUCCUGCCGGCUACCUGGCAGACGGCACCUGUCCGUCAAAGUGACCCGGAACAUAGACACCCUCCCUCACAUCUAACAACAGCCCCACCUCGGAUCUGCUCCGAAAAAAGGAGCUAAGCAAAAAUGGUGGACGCCGCCAGGCAAAUGCUCGACGAGCUGAUGGGCCGCAACCGUAACCUGCAUCCCUCGGAGGCGGGCCACAAAGUCAACUGGGAGGACCCCGAGUUCUGUCAGUUCUAUAAUGUUCGAUUCUGCCCGCAUGAUCUGUUCAUAAACACCCGCGCCGAUCUCGGUCCCUGCUCCCGCAUCCACGACGACGAGGCCAGGCAUCUGUACGAGGAGGCGCGACCGUCGGCGCGGAAACGCCAAUAUGAGGACGAAUUCCUGCGCUUCUGCAAUGUAAUGCUACACGAUGUCGACCGAAAGAUACAGAAGGGCAAGCAGCGACUCCAGUUAAUGCAGCGGGAUCAGCCGGCUGUGGCGCCGCUUAGCAGGCAGGCGGAACAGUUGGCCAAUUUGAAUGGGAGAAUCAAUAAGCUGCUGGCCGAAGCCGAGGAAGCGGGCAUCCGUGGGGAUGUGGAUCAGGCCCAGGAUUUAAUGACCCUGUGCGAGGAGCUCAAGGAGGAGAAGGAGAAGCUGACAAUACAAUACGAAGCUGCCCAAAGGGCCAUCAAUAGCCUUAAUCUUUAUCCGGAGGAGGAAACUUCCGGCACAAAUCCCAGUUCAAACGAAGCUCCCGCCAUCCAGGAUGCUGCUGAGGAAGCUACUGCCUCCCCGCCACCUAUCGAGACAUCACCACCACCACCAUUAGCACCAUCCGCCUCGGAGAAUGCCCCCGAUGGCGAGGUAGCUGGUGCAGUGGAACCAACAACAACUACACCGGUGGGCGAGGCGGUGAAAACUGAAAAGACCUGGGGCCACGAAUCCCUGCCCGAGAAACAGAUGAAAGUCUGCGAAAUAUGCGGUGCUUUUCUGAUAGUCGGCGAUGCCCAGCAGAGGAUCGAGGAUCAUUUGAUGGGGAAACAGCAUUUGGGUUACUCCAAGCUGCGGACUGCUGUCGCCGAGAUAAACGAUGCCCGACAAAAAGAGCGGGAACAGGAGGAUCGGUCGCGAAGGCGGGACGGUCGGGUCCAGCGCUUCCAUUCUUCUUCCUACGAAGGCAGACGUGAACCCCGCAGCGAGUAUCGAGAACGUAGUCGCGAUUAUGUCCAGAAUCGCCAGCCCUCGGAUCGGCGUCACCAUCACCACAAGUCGCAUCAUAGCGGUUCGCAUCACUCGUAUUCGCGCAGUGGAGGCAGCAAUGGCGGUGGCGGUGGAACUGGCGGCGGGAAUCGGAGUAGUCGGCAUCACAACCAUCACAACCGACACGAUAGUCGCGAACGGCAUGGCCGCAGUCGGAGUCGCAGCCGCUACUAAGAGACCAAAUAUAGUAACACUAACUAACCAAGAAAUAUGAAAGAAAGAAAACGAAAGAAAGAAAAGAAAGAAAAGAAAAGAAAAACAAUUCUGCAAUAUUAAGAAGAAAGUUGAGAGUCCGAUUCGAAGCUCAGGAGCAAAUCUAACAACAACAACACCAACAACAUAAAUCGCAAUUUUCCAUUUUUCCGCUAACGCAGGCGGAAAAUAAUCGAGGUACCAAAAAAAAAAAAUAAUAAUAAAAAUCAU